AUGAUCGGCCUAGUUGUGUUUUUUGGUGCGUUAACAACCUGUUCUGCGAAUAGUUAUGUCGAGAGAGAGUUUUUGCACAUACGCGCCACUCUUAACCGCCAGGAGAGGGAAAUCAAAGAACUCAGAAGUGAGAACAGGGUUCUGCGCGCCGACAUGGACAACCUUAACGCGGAGAUUGAGAGACUUAGAAAUGGUCUAAACUCUUCGCCCUGUCACGAUGACGAAAUUCGACAAAACAAUAACAGUGAAGACGAGACAAUACAAAGCAAGCAACUUAAUAUGAUGUCAGAGUCUGGAGUGGAACGAAUACGACACACAAGGAUAUCCCCUGAGCCUGUUGCCUUCUAUGCGUACAUGAGUAGCAAUGAACCAAAUCCAAGCCUCCAUCGCUCCUUAAUUUUCGAUGUCGUGAAAACAAAUUUGGGUGGCGGUUACAACAAAUAUAGCGGGAUGUUUACAGCACCAAGUCCAGGUGUAUAUGUGUUGACUUGGACUAUUUAUACUGGAAACCAUGGAAUAACCGAAUUUGAGAUAUACAUUAAUCAUGAUGUUGUAGAUGGUACUUUUGGUGAAACUGAUGACAACCAAAACUAUUUUGAUUCUGAUUCUGGAACUAUGGCAGUGUGGCUUAAUGCACAUGAUAAUGUUUAUAUUCGCUCCACCAUACUAUGCACUACUUAUGUUGCCAGUGAAGUCCACGCCAGAACAUCUUUUGCCGGAUGGAAAUUAAACUGA
Molecule: messenger RNA, 735 nt
Organism: Ostrea edulis (European flat oyster)
Lineage: Eukaryota; Metazoa; Mollusca; Bivalvia; Ostreida; Ostreidae
Exons: 1
Coding region: 1-735 (244 amino acids)
Molecular function (GO): protein binding
Source: RefSeq, a predicted model, not a curated record